Pseudonaja textilis is the source of this 684-nucleotide messenger RNA. The record is from RefSeq and is a predicted model, not a curated record. NCBI's taxonomy places the organism in Eukaryota, Metazoa, Chordata, Lepidosauria, Squamata, Elapidae.
ACACAGACACAAACAUAUCUAGACACACACACCCCAGACGGUUCGCGAUGUCCCGUUGGGCGCUUCCCUGCGCGUUGCUGCUAGUCCUCAUUGAGGCCGGCCGGCCUGCCGCGCCGCCAAACGGGCUGGAGAAAGUCCUGGAGGAUUUCCACGGGCGGAAUCUGGUGCAGGCGGCCUUCCGUGGGGAGGCCGUCCGGGAACUGGUGGAGGAGUUGUUGAUGGGCACCUACGUCGAGUUGGAAGUCGACCUCGUCCAAACGGUUUGCAGGAAACAUCAAUGGAGGAGUCAGAAUUGCCAGAUCAAAGCCGGUGGCAGGAAGCAGAAAUGCCUGGCCUGCUUCAAGUUUGACAUCAGCAACCCCAGGACCCUCAUCAACAAAUCCCUCCGAUGCUUAUCUGAGCACAAUCCCCUCUUACCGGAAAUGAGAAGGCGGCAAGAAGUGGAAUGCCGGGCCAUCAAAUCAGCCAAUGAGGACCAAUACCUGCCCGGAAAGUUCGCCUUUUCUGUCGGACUGCCUUCCUGAUCGUUCCUGCCACACCUAGCCAGAGCUGCGCAGACUCGGCGGACUGGCCUCCAGCGGGUAUCCGCACAUCUCCCCGCUCCGAAAGAAGUCCACCUUCCAGAAGCAUCCAACUCUCGCCUCCCUUUCGAUUCCCUUAAUAAAAUUGCAAGUCGAGUUUUCA